AUGGCUGACCGUUCAGGCAGCAGAACAGUAUCUGCAGCCUCGACUGCGCACGUCUUGAAGCUCAGAGGACCGAGUAUACUUGACAAAUCCGUUGUACCCGUUCGUGCUUCAACGCUAGGUUCACUGGCCAGCGGAGUCAGUAUUGGCUCGGCCAGUCGUUCUUCUGCCGCUGCACAAGCCGAUGCACACCUCGUCGCACUCGCCAGCUGGCAGUUCCUCUUCAGCGCUAUCAUUUCCUACUCUCAGAACAGAGUCACGGGCAUUGCAGAAUUCGAGCGCAAGUUGAGCGCACUGGGCUACAGAGUCGGAGCCAGGUUGGCAGAGCUGCUCCCGCUCCGAGAAUCGCUGCCAAUCUCUACCUCUCGCACGGCCACCGGUCCAACACGUCAGACACGGCUCUUGCCUUUGCUGCUCUACAUUCACACCCAGGUGUACAAGUAUCUCUUCGGUGCACCGGCCACAGCGCUCGAGAAAUCAACGGAGAACCAGGACGAAUACAUGAUCACCGACAACGAUCCCAUCCUGACCCGAAGUAUCGAGAUUCCAAAAGACAUGAGCCAACUGAGUUGCAUGGCUUUCAUGGCUGGCCUCGUGGAAGCGAUCUGCGACGGAGGCAAUUGCCAAGCUCGUGUGACGGCUCAUAGCGUCCCUACGGACGCAUUUCCGAGGCGGACUGUCCUGCUCGUCAAGCUCGACGCGAGCGUGAUGGAGCGCGAGGCUAAGCUCGGCUAA
This is a messenger RNA of Mixia osmundae IAM 14324, 732 nucleotides long. RefSeq lists its product as uncharacterized. The transcript is spliced from 2 exons. The record is from RefSeq and is a predicted model, not a curated record. Gene Ontology annotation, cellular component: TRAPPIII protein complex; TRAPPI protein complex; TRAPPII protein complex. Bases 1 to 732 code for a protein of 243 amino acids. NCBI's taxonomy places the organism in Eukaryota, Fungi, Basidiomycota, Mixiomycetes, Mixiales, Mixiaceae. Gene Ontology annotation, biological process: endoplasmic reticulum to Golgi vesicle-mediated transport.